AUGCUCAGCCCAAAAAUGCAGCGAUCCGUUCGUGUCAACGAGCAUCAGCUGAUUAUGCUGUCCGACCGGGCACAGUAUGAUCAUUCGAUGCACGGACAUUUGCAUAAACGCACGGCAGACAAUAACAAGUGGCAAUCGCGAUGGUUCGUUCUAUAUCAGAAUCUGCUGUUUUACUAUGAAUCGGAACAAUCGAGUCGACCUUCCGGACUGAUUUUUCUCGAAGGUUGCUACUGCGAACGGCUUGUUUCAGCCCCCUCGUUGUCCGGUCCGCCGAUCAGCAGUGGCGGCGGGCAGGGUUCAAAGGCCACCAAGGAAGAGAAACUACAGCACUGCUUCACUAUUUGCUAUCGGCGUGAAAACCAGCGCCAGUACGAGCUUCGAGCUUCCACCGAGUCUGAAUGUUCGGCAUGGAUCAUCGCCAUCAGGGAGGCAAGCUUCAACAAACUGUUGCUGCAAAAGGAAGAAUUGGAGCAAAAGCAUGUUCAUCUGCUGCAGGUGGUCGAGAGCGAGAAGACGGCCAAAUGGCAGUACACUCAGCAGUGUGAAGAGCUUGCAUCCGAAAUACGCAAACUAAGAGCCGAGUUAUGCGUACUGCGCAAAGAAACCCGUUCGAGCUACUCGGCAACCCCGGUGGGCAGAGGAAGUUUCAGCGUCCCGGGAGAUAGCAUCGAUGAUCACUCGUCGCUUCCCGGUCUGUGUGCUUCGGUGCAUGACUCCAUCGAGCUGCGGAAGAUCAAGAAGGUGCAAAGUUUUUUUCGUGGCUGGUUAUGCCGCCGCCGGUGGAAGCAAAUCGUCGAAGAGUACAUUCGUUCGCCGCACGCUGAGAGCAUGCGAAAGCGGAAUCAUCUGGUGUUCAGCAUGGUGGAAGCUGAGGAGGAAUAUCUGGAACAACUGGAGGUUCUCGUUGCAUGCUUUCUGCGCCCGUUCAAAAUGGCAGCCAGUUCCAAGCGGCCUCCGUGCUCACACGAAGACGUCAAUUCCAUUUUUCUCAACUCGGAAACGGUACUGUUCCUGCACCAGAUCUUCCUUAAAGGGUUAACUUCACGGCUUGAAUCAUGGCCGACGUUGGUACUUGGUGAUUUGUUCGACAUGCUUCUGCCGAUGUUGAGUAUCUACCAGGAAUACGUGCGCAAUCAUCACUACAGCCUGCAGGUUCUGACCGAGUGCAAGAGCAAUUCAAACUUUGCGACGGUGCUCAAGCGGCUGGAAGCAAAGCCCGCCUGUCAGGGUCGUAGUCUGGAGACCUUUCUCACAUAUCCAAUGCACCAAAUUCCACGGUACAUAAUAACGCUACACGAGCUACUGGCUCAUACCCCGCACGACCACGUGGAACGCAAAAGUUUGCAAAACGCGCGCCAGCAGCUGGAGGAUCUUUCGCGCCAAAUGCACGACGAAGUGUCGGAGACGGAGAAUCUGCGGAAAAAUCUAGCCGUAGAGCGCAUGAUCGUCGAGGGGUGCGACAUUCUGCUCGACGUGAACCAGGUGUUUGUUCGGCAGGGAAGUCUCGUUCAAGUGCCACCAGGAAGGGGAAGAAUUCGUAGCCGGUUGGCUUCGUUCAAAAGCGAACGUGAUGCCGUGCGGCAAUGCUUUCUGUUUUCGAAUCAUAUGAUUAUCGCCACCAGAACUUCUGGAGGUCGAUUACACCUGUUGCCGGAUGUGGGUAAAAUUCCGCUGGCGGAUGCUACCCUCGUCGAAGACCCAAGUGAAGUGCAGCAUGACGAUGAGGAAGCCUCGGUUUGCUCGGCGUCGACCCGAGGUAGCACGCUAAGUGUUUCGGAAUCGGUAAAUGCCGGCAAUCGCGAUUUUAAAAUUAUAGUCGAAACCAAAUCCGGUGCUCGCCACGGCAUCCACCUAAUUGCACCGACAAUUCAGGACAAGGAAGCAUGGAUAAGUGAUAUAUCGCAGUGUCUCGAUAAUAUUCACUUGCACUCGCUGCUAUCUCCCGGAAUCGGUGGAUCGUCAGGAGGAUCCAUCUUUGCAGGGCACCAAGCUUUACGCGCCGACCCACGUCUUUUCAAGGACGAUGUUGAUAUUCGCUUUUCACGCACGCUCAAUUCUUGUAAAUUGCCUCAAGUACGUUAUGCGACACCGGAAAGGCUUCUGCAGCGAUUGACAGAUCUACGAUUCCUAUCAAUUGAUUUUCUGAAUACGUUUUUACUGACGUAUCGUGUGUUCACCGAUGGAGAGACGGUUCUCAAUGCACUGAAAACGGUAUUUUAUGAUCCUCCGGUAGAGCCAGCCUGCGAUUGUGAUCAUCAGACAGAUUUUCUUGAAUUGCCAUAUCAGGAUGGACGAGCAUCGCCACGUAGAACCUCCGGGGCUAGUUCGGUUUCGGGAUACUGUUCUGAAGGUGCCGACCGUGACCGUUCGAUGAGUGGAGAUUCAGCCGGUCUUCGCUUUCGUGGAUCCCGUCGAGGGUACGCUAGCCACCAGAGUUCCGAGCAGGAAACUCUCUCCUGGAUUCCGGAACAGGUCGGACCGGUCAUCAUUCACGGAGCGCAUCAUCAUGACACCCAAGAGGAGAAGCAAAGUUCGCCGGCCAAAGUCGAAAGCACCCACAUGCAAAGUAAAUCGCAACAUCAAAUCCAUCCACAACCUCAGGAUGACUCGUACCUGGUGAUACCGAAAACAAUGGCCGGUUCAAGCAGCUCUGAUACUUUGACUGAAGCAGCAAAGAGUGGACCAUCGUCACCAUCGAAUCUGAGCAGUGUCACACUCGUGGGUUCUACCGGAUCCGGUGGAGAGGAUAAAUCUGAAGAUCAAACUCCUACGGACGGAACGUUCAAAUAUGGCAAAGUACCCACUGCACCAUUGCCAGAACGUGUUAAUCCGAAACAACGGAAAGAACCAUUGACGCCAACAAUUUGUACGACCGAUACUUCUAACACGACGCAACAACAGCAGCCACAGCAGCAGCACCACCACCAGCAGCAGAUUAAAAUACCUCAAUCUCCGCCAACGGUAACUACUACGCCAUGCCAUAAUCCGACCAUCAACAGCGUCCAACAACAGCAGCAGACUGGCAAAGAGCAUCCUACGGUGUGCCAAAAUGGACAUGAAAGUCCGAAAAUAAUAACUCAGUCUUAUCUCAGCACUACAACCACGACAACGGCCACGAUAACGACGACAGCGACCACUGGUGCAACUGCCAUCCAAAGCAUCUCGCCGCCGCAUCUCCUUCCGAUGGACCGAAGACCGAGCGUUGGGCACACCAUUGCGAUUCCUCAUGCAGCGCUCUGCCAGCACCGACACAGCUUACAGUUGAACGGCGAUGGCAGCUUCCUCGGCAAGGGCGGUGACCGUCAGCAGCCUCCGAUCAGCAGUCCACGUCUAACGGCACGAAAGUUCUCCGCCCCGAAAACGCCGGACCGGCAGCGGAAGAGCUUCUUCGGAACGCCACAACGCGACCGGGACUCAUCGAGUUCGCGGCGCUUCUCCGAGAGCGAUGACGAUAUGACAACGUCGAUUUUCACAACGCCCCGCGGUUCGGUGGGUGGCGUUUCGCUCAACACUCUCUCGUCUCGGGCCUCCAUGCAGCAUGACCACGUCCCGCACUGUUCCAGCAAGGUGGGAGUCGUAAUCACUUCCUACCGUCAAUCACAACGCAGCAUGGGACCGGAUCCAUUGUGGAGUAGCACCUCAACGGCAGCGGCGGCUUUCGCAAUCGCUACCUCAGCUUCCAGCAACCCUAGGGACGAGCCCCCCGAAGUGGAAGCUAGGAACCGGAAAGAAUCCGUUGUCAGUUCACCAGCUACGAUGCGCGUUCUGAACGUUCUGCGCCACUGGGUGUCCAAGCACUUUCAGGACUUUGAGCAGGAUGCAACUUUGCGCUCUCAGACGAUAGCGUUUCUGGACGAUAUUACGUGCAGUCCGAAUUUAUUGCCAACCGAGCACAGAGCUGCAUCCCAACUGUUACGACUUCUGUGCCGCGAGGACAUCGACAGCGGGAAACAGCACCUUGAUAUGCUGCUGAAACCACCACAGACCCCGAGUAAGGAGAGUAUUGAGACGUUGUCAGCUUUAGAAAUUGCGGAGCAAAUGACAUAUUUGGAUCAUCAAAUAUUUUUGGCCAUACGGAGCGAAGAAUUUCUCGGCCAGGCGUGGAUGAAAUCCGACAAAAAGUCGCGUGCGGAACAUAUUAUUCUUAUGACGAAACGAUUCAACGACGGUUCACGGUUGGUGUGUUCGGAAAUAGUUUCGAGGAGCAACAUGGCAGCGCGGGUAGCUGCCAUCGAGAAGUGGACUGCCGUUGCUGACAUCUGCCGGUGUUUGCAUAACUUUAACGGAGUAUUACAAAUCUGUGCUGCCUUUACCAAUGCGGCUGUGUACCGACUGAAGAAAACUUGGGACAAAGUACCUAAAACAAUCAAAUCGACAAUCACCAAACUGCAGGCUGUGGUAUGUUCGGAUGGGCGCUUCCGGGUAAUGCGCGAGGCCCUGCACCGUUGCGAUCCACCCUGCAUUCCGUACCUGGGCAUGUAUCUAACCGAUCUUUCCUUCAUCGAGGAAGGGACGCCGGACUUUACACCGGACCGGUUGCUGAAUUUUUCCAAAAUGCGCAUGAUCGCGCACGUGAUACGCGAAAUUCGCCAUUUCCAACAGACACCGUACAAAAUUGAUCACAUUCCGAAAGUUACAUCCUACCUCCUGGAUACAUCGUUGCUGCUGGACGACGACGAGUUGUACCAAAAGUCGCUGCAAAUCGAACCGCGAAGUUCGCGUCUGAGUGCACCCAACACGGCGAACGUUUAA
Sabethes cyaneus is the source of this 4752-nucleotide messenger RNA. Its product is annotated as ras-specific guanine nucleotide-releasing factor 2-like. Gene Ontology annotation, molecular function: protein binding; guanyl-nucleotide exchange factor activity. The coding region runs from base 1 to 4752 and encodes 1583 amino acids. The record is from RefSeq and is a predicted model, not a curated record. Gene Ontology annotation, biological process: positive regulation of GTPase activity; Ras protein signal transduction. The transcript is spliced from 22 exons. Gene Ontology annotation, cellular component: plasma membrane. Lineage: Eukaryota; Metazoa; Arthropoda; Insecta; Diptera; Culicidae.